Sphaerulina musiva SO2202 is the source of this 677-nucleotide messenger RNA. RefSeq names its product 60S ribosomal protein L37a. The transcript is spliced from 3 exons. Lineage: Eukaryota; Fungi; Ascomycota; Dothideomycetes; Mycosphaerellales; Mycosphaerellaceae. Gene Ontology annotation, cellular component: ribosome. Gene Ontology annotation, biological process: translation. Gene Ontology annotation, molecular function: structural constituent of ribosome. Bases 58 to 336 code for a protein of 92 amino acids. The record is from RefSeq and is a predicted model, not a curated record.
CGCUUUUCGACUUGAAUCACCAGCAACCCACUCGUCAAACCACACAUCACCGCCAACAUGACGAAGCGCACAAAGAAGGUCGGAAUCACCGGUAAAUACGGUACCCGUUACGGUGCUUCUCUGCGUAAGCAGGUCAAGAAGAUCGAAAUCUCCCAGCACGCCCGAUACACGUGCACAUUCUGCGGAAAGGUGUCAGUGAAGCGUGUUGCUGUUGGAAUCUGGGACUGCAGGUCAUGUGGAAAGACUGUUGCUGGAGGCGCAUACACCGUGUCGACACCAGCUGCUGCUGCCACCCGCUCCACCAUCAGACGUCUGCGCGAGAUUGCUGAGGUUUAAAUGACGAUUCUGGUUGCAUUGGGGGGAUUCCAAGGAGUUAUACACAUGGCCUCAUGUAGGCUCGACAUGUGAUGCCCAGCAUGGGUUUGAGCGAGGAACGGUUGACUAGCGAACUCGACGAAUGAAACUCUCAGAAACGACCUCAAGUUUGCAUUUUUCUACCAUUUCCAUUCGAUCGGCGAACGGUAUAUACGUCCUCUGCGACCACCUUAUCGUCUACUCGGCGUUUCCUUUUGUCUUUCCCAUUCAGCAUGAGAGCCUGAUCGCGCCAAUCGGAAUUAUGAGACAUAGUGGCUCGUGCAGAUCACGGCUUGCAUUUGUGGUCAUCAGUGCAUGUUACG